CAUAUCUGCGUGCACGACUCUCUCCUCCGCAGUGCACUGCUGGACAGCGCCGAGUGCGGAGUACAGGACAGGACAGGACAGGACAGGACCAUUCGCGCGCAUCAGCGAGAGCACGCGCUUUCGUACAGUCCUAAAGUCUCAAACACCAUCCACGCACGAGAGCAGCAGCCACAUGGAGCUAAAAUGAACUGUCGGACGGCUGAUCUUCACUUCACGCCUCACACUUACAGUUUUACAGUUUGAGAGGGAAGAGACAUCUCAGACAUGGACACCUUGGUGUGGAUCGUGAUUUGUGGAGCGUUGGGGCUGGUGUUUGGCUCUAAGCUGGAGCGAGCCGUGGACGAGGAGUGUGAGUCGGGGAGUUACACUCGCAGCGGUGAGUGCUGUUUGCAGUGUCCUCCAGGAGAGGGAGUGGUCAAGGAGUGCGGGGCCACCCAGACCGAGUGCAGUCAGUGCUUAGACAGUGAGACAUUCUCUGAAACGUUCAGUCACACAGAGAGAUGUCAGACGUGUAGAGAGUGCACAGGCCUCAUGCGUAUGCAGACCCCCUGCACCGACUCGAACGACGCUGUGUGUGAGUGCAACUACGGCUACUUCAUGAACGACCUGACUGGCCAGUGCGAGGCCUGCACUGUUUGUCCCCUCGGUCAGGGAGUUCUGUAUGGCUGCAAGCACUCCCAUGACACGGACUGUGAGGAGUGUCUGGAAGACACCUACUCUGAUCGGGAGAGCUCGCUGGACCCCUGCAUGCCUUGCACCAUCUGCGAGGAGGGGAUAGAGAUUCUCAUCAGGAAUUGCACACCCUAUGAAGAUGCAUGGUGUCAUGAUCCGUUGAGUCCUACCUAUCCCGCUUUCACUGAGUACUCUAGUUCACUUGACACUGAUCCGAACCGUUUGUGGAGCCCCAGCCCUGGAGACGACAACACCACACCCAAACCCAGAUCUCCUCACUUUAUUAGUAAAAGGCUAAACGAGAACCUGAUUCCCAUCUACUGCUCCAUCCUGGCAGCGGUCGUGGUCGGCCUCCUGGCUUACAUCAUCUUUAAGAGGUGGAACAGCUGCAAGCAGAAUAAACAGGCAGCUAAUAAUCGUGCAGCCACAGCCAAUCAGACACCGUCUCCAGAGGGAGAGAAGCUGCACAGUGACAGUGGCAUCUCAGUGGACAGCCAGAGUCUGCAGGAGCAGCAAGCGCAGACGCAGACGCAGACACAGAUCGUGGUGAGAGUGGAUGGGGGGGGCUCAGCCUGACUUUCCCCAACCUCAGGGCUAACCAGUGAAGAAGAGGAAGUCGCGUUAUCAAUAUAACAAUACAGAGGAGAGGAGAUAUUGGGGAAGGAAACAAUGCAGGAGUGAAGCCAUGACAGGCAUCCGGCAAGGGACGCCGUUACUUAAAUGAUCAGACCUUUGAUCCUUUUGAACCUAGCACAGACAAUACGUUGUUAAAUGGUUCAACAGCACCACAUCAAUGGAUCCACAUCAACGUUCAGACUCACCGGCCUAAAGUAGCUAUUUCUAAACACAAGCCUAUUACCCGUAAGAAAGUUCACUAUAAUGUAUACCGAAACCCACCACAAACUUUGAUGAAUGUUUAACAUAUACUGGGUUUCUCAGAUGUAUUAAUGUGACCUUGUGACACAAACUCUGGAUGUCUUUGGCUUCAUAAGAGAACAUAAAGAGAUGGCCAUCUCAGGCUUCAUGGAUAUCGCAUAUCGAUUUAGCAGCAGCACCAUGGUUCCUCUACCUGGAGCCUUCUGCCUGAUCUAAUAAGGAUUUUGUUUUUGCCUUAUCUUUGAAGUAUUCAUAGAUUUUGUCUACAACAUCAAGGCCCUUUAUUUAGUCAUAAUUGUAUUUGUACCCAUUUUCAUUCAGCCAUUUCCAGGUGUGUUAAAACUUCGACGGAGACGCAUUCCAGUCACCGUCCUGUUUCAAAGCAGCUGAUCGCAGGUCAGCGUUUAUGGGUAACAACUCACGACUGUCUGUGACAUUUGUUGACCUUUACUAAUGUAAUGACUCAGAUCUAUACUUAGCUCGCCUUUCCUUUUCUCUCUUUCACACUCUCCGUGACAGCCUUUUCUCUAAAAAAACACACGCAUAGCGUGUCAUAUUCCCUGCUUCCUCUAGUUAUUGCAGUUUAGGUUUCAUUGCCUAGAUGCUCUCGCCUUUCCUCCUCGGAAAUCUGAGUCACAAUGCAAACAGAAACCAGAACUAAAAGAGCUACAGAACUAUUUUCAAGCCAUCGUGUACUCUUAGAAACAACCACCAGGUUAAUGUCCUACCAUUAGUUCAGCCAUAUCUUUUUUCAGAUUUGAUAGGAAUGUCUGGAUAUUUAGUGAUGAUUCAGAUUUAACAGCCCGGGUUUCUUAAAAUUUUAAAAAUUAAUGAUUCUUUAAGUACUUUUGAGGAAACCUCAUCCACCGCCUCAAUCAUUUGUCUUAACUAUUUACUAAAAAAGAAUACUAAACAAAAAACAUAUUUUGCUAGUAUAUUUUAAAGUUGUUUUAAGUUGUAUACUCCAAAUGUGUAUCUUUAACUACAUAUGAAUAACCAGUCAGUAACCUCACUGACUUAAGUCUUACAAGCCUUAAAUAAACAAGCCAAUAUUAACGUUUUAUUUUAAAAGGUUGUUCCUUGACCAUUUAUAUGCCUUCCAGAGAAAAUUAUCUGAUGUGUUGCCAAUACUAGGAUUUCCCCAUCAUAUUUUCAAGUUGCUUGCCUUAAGGUUCAUAAAAGUUUCUCUUUUUUUCUUGCUCAGACUCCACAAUCAUUGACGCUUACUGUAGCUCUUGAUGAGUCAUCCUGUCUAAGUUUUCCUUGUCUUUGUCGCUACAUUUGUCACUCUUUCUUUUCCACUCUCUAUCUUGGCUACUUGAUUCAUUCCAUAAAUGCUGAUGCAGAUUCAGAUGCCAUAAUGUGGUUUUGAAUUACACAACCAUCCCAGCACUCAUGUGCUGGAAGCAGUCAUGACUAAGGGGGAAUAAGAAGUGCUUUAACAUUAUUAUAUCACCUUUAAAGUAAAAAGUAAUGGUCUAAUGAAACAAAAUAAAAACAGACAUUUGUUUCUCAUCCAGUGAGCAACCCAUCCAAUGGGAUAUUGCACUCAUAAAUAGAUGGGACCUAAUACAGAUAUUCCAUAGUGCGCGCACACACACACACACACACACAGUAUCUAAUGGACUGUCUUCCGUUGCAUUUCUAAUGCGCUCACCAUCAGGCUCUGGAAUAAACAUGAGAGGCAUUAGUGAGACAUUCCUGUCAGGCAGGUCGUAAUUACCCCUGAAGCUUUCCGUUUCUCUUCCCCACUGUCAGUUCAUUCUCCUGGGGCUCUGUUCAGCUCAGCUUCCCUUCCCUGGAGCUCUGCCUCUCCAUUCUCAACUUUUCUGCUCUCAGUUCCACUAAUCACCGAUGAAUCUAAAGGAAAUCACUCUUUAAUACAACAAAAUUCCCUCAAAAAUCCAUCUAAAGCAGGUAGCAGUAUUUUGCACCAUUUCAGCUGAUCUAAACUGGUUAUUAGCUGGUUGACCUACCACUAUUGUUCAAAAGCCAGCUUGACCACCUUAAACUGGUAUGAUUAGCUGGAAGUUUUUUGGGUUUUUUUUUCUUUUUUUGGUGGCUUGCCAGCUAACAAUUUAAGAUGGACUUUCCAGCAGGGUGAUUAUUCCAGUACUCAAUGCUAGUCACAGACUGGUUUGAACUAUUACACUCUAAUUCAGUUCCUCCUUGAAGUAAUGCAUAACCUUAAAGUUUGAUAUAAGAGUCGGUGGAACAUCUCUGCCUCCUGCUUUUUUGGCAGGCAGGUUGUCUGCUCCAUCACCUUUUAUACGGCUUUAGUUUCAUGCAUCUCCCCAGGCGCUGUACUUUCCAUUAAAUCAGGCAGCGAAGCAUAUCCAUUGGCUUCUGGAGUUGCUUGCGUAUUAGUGUUUAAUGCACAUCAGGGGUUUAACACUCAUCGAUGUUUGUUCUGAUAUUAGCCUACUCGAGAGAAUCUGAUGAGAUCAAGAUAAGAUAUCUUGGUCUGUGUGUGGGAAUGCGCCGAGAAAAGAAUGGGUUGUGUAGAAAUCUGAGCGAUUGAUGCCCCUCAUGGGAUGGUGGUGGGAUGUAUUAUAUGUUGAAAAUAUGGCUAUAUUUUCAUAGAUUGUUAAAAAGAUUUGUUGUCCUAAAGUGUUCUGAGAAUUUACAUAUGAGGUAGAGCCAUUUACCAUGUGUUUCACAUAUAACCCAGACGACUUCAUUGGCAUCUACAGGCCGUCUAUGCAUCAGUCAGUAAGCAUUUUAAAACAAUUGAAGUAAACAAGUGGAUUGAUUCUUGAUUCAGUUCCCUAGAAUGUGCCAAAAGUUGCCAUAAAUAAAACACCUCCACACAAAAAUGGUUAUAAAUCUCCAUUUGUCAGCUAGAAAUUGUAUCAGAGGAAAACAAAACUCAUAUUUGCCAUAUAUUCGCAUAAAAAAAAAUCCAUCCUUAUUUCUACUUCAGUCAUUAUUUUAUUUUAUUUUUUUAUAAAACUUUUUGUUUUAAAUUUCAAAUAGAUGUAUUCUUUGAGAGCAGUAUUUUAUAGAGACAGUUUACCUUUGUAGCACUUAAAACAGAAUGAAUUUGAACACUCAAAGAGUCAAUCACCAGAAAGUGCCUGUGGACUCUGUCAGGUGUCUUUGAGUAAUGUUCAACAAGCUUGAUUUUGUCUAUUAUGUUUGUUUAUCUAUUUCGCUUGUGUGUUCUGUGUUAAUUGAAUGUGAUAGGUUUUUUUUGUGCCUUUUUUCUUUAGUUAUAAGAAAAUGUUGAUGAAGAUUACAAAACAGUACAUCAUUAUCCAGCUAAAAUACAAUACAUCCAGGUGAAUUCAUCCAAAAGCACCGAAUUUAAUUUACAUCAGACCAGUCUAUGCACUCAACUCAGCGCAACCUAUUUUUCAAAACCUUUAGCUCUUCAUCCCUAAGCCUAAAACAUGACAAUAUAAAUAUGUUGAUAUGAAAAGGGAUUGUACAAUAACUAUUAGAUUAAAUAGAGACUAUUGUAUAUCACAUUUAAGAGACUCAACUUAGGAUGUUAGGAAGAACCUCCACAUGAUGCUCUAGAAAAUCAAUUCCCCUGUUCGGCCUAUCCCCCUAAUAGAGCUGAAUGUUUUCUGUAUGUAAUCUGUACAAUGCAUUGUGUAAAUUGUUUCCUGGAGUUAUGACAGUACACUUAUAUAAACAAGAAAUGAAAGCAUUAGAAUUCUAUUAAAUAAAAAACAAAUAUGACUGCUA
Pimephales promelas (fathead minnow) is the source of this 5241-nucleotide messenger RNA. RefSeq names its product nerve growth factor receptor a (TNFR superfamily, member 16) (gene ngfra). Gene Ontology annotation, molecular function: coreceptor activity; nerve growth factor binding; death receptor activity. The record is from RefSeq and is a predicted model, not a curated record. Gene Ontology annotation, biological process: Rho protein signal transduction. Gene Ontology annotation, cellular component: cell surface; plasma membrane. NCBI's taxonomy places the organism in Eukaryota, Metazoa, Chordata, Actinopteri, Cypriniformes, Leuciscidae.